Notodromas monacha is the source of this 6381-nucleotide messenger RNA. NCBI's taxonomy places the organism in Eukaryota, Metazoa, Arthropoda, Ostracoda, Podocopida, Cyprididae. The record is from the annotation of a GenBank genome assembly.
AUGAAUCACGUGCCGCUCACGCAACCGGAAACGGAAGUACGGAUUUAUCACGGCGCACCUCCAAGAACGCUGGUGACAACUGUUGAGGCUUUUCCAGAGAAUCAAUCGUCUCAUCGACCAGAUUACCGAAUCUACGAAGGGAAAGACCACGAAUACUUCUCUAUUGAUUCGGAAACCGGGAAAAUAACCACGACGAGGACGAUUGAAAGAAAGCCCACGUCGUCGUAUGUGAUCAUAGUCAUUGCGUAUUCCGACGGGAAAACGGAAGUCUUCAAGCUGAAAGUGACGGUGGUUGAGAAGAAUCAGUUUCCACCGAGGUUUUCCAGGGAUGUUUACAUGGUGGAAGUCCUCGCGAAUGCACCAGAAAACACCACGAUAGCAGAGUGCGUUGCAGUGGACCCAGAUCGCCAUGCCGGAGUUGGAGACGUGACUUACACGCUGAUGGCGCCCCCGGGAGACGGCGGCGUUGAGUCCACCGAGUUCCUGCGCAUAGACCCCAAGACCGGGGCGGUUGUGGUGGUCGUGCGUCCGUUGCCGCUGGUCCCGGCGCCACUGCGACUCAGCGUCAUUGCCACUGACGGCGGCGUCCCAGAACUCGCUUCCGUCGCCGAACUCGUCGUCCACGUCAAGACUAUUUCAGAGACUCCACCUAGGGAAACACGGCAGUUCCAAGGAGCCGUGAUCGAAAACCUUGCGGUCGCGUCGCCUUGCGACAGAGGCGGUGGAAUCCGCGCGGCGGCGCCGUUGCGUGUGGCGGACUUUCUUCGUGGACACGCCGGUGCCUGGCACCAACUCCUUCCCGGGAACUGGGACUUUUCGGGUCGGCUUUUCCGGUGUGCGAGGAAGCACGCGAAUAUACGAGGGCUGAUUAAGGGCUGCAACCUUGGCCGAUGGUCGGCAUCAAAUGUUUCCAUUUUCCGUGGGCAAGUUGCAGGAAUGAUGAAAUAUUGCGAGGCGCCCCUAGGCGCCGACCGCAACGCUCGGGUCGGUCUUCCCGAGCGGGUAGAGGUUCGAGCCACGACCAACUCCACGGCGACCGUCUGCUGGGACACUCCGCUCAUCGGACUGGUGACGGGUUUCUUGCUGCAGUACGAAGAAAUGUCAUCCGAUCUCGAGCCAGCGAGAGAGGUGGCCGUGUCCGGCGCCCAAGCCGCCCCGGGGUCGCCGGUUUGCGGCACCCUUAGCCGACUGCGGACCAGGGCGGACUUCCGGGUCCGAGUCGCCGGCCGGAACGACCGCGAUGUCGGCAUUUUCAGCGAACCGGUCGAAUUUCACACUCGACAAGACGAUUGCGAGAAUUCUGAGUGCGUUCAUGGGAAAUGUGUACCAGCGACUGGCGACUCGGGUGGCUACACUUGUGAUUGCGAAGAAGGAUUUUUUGGCACGUUUUGUGAAGAGGAGGACGAGUGCUUCAGUAAUCCCUGCGAGAACUUCGGGGUUUGUAGAGUUCAGGAUAAGCGGCGGACAUGCACUUGCUUGGCGGGAUUCUAUGGACCCAACUGCUCACUGUUCAACCCCUGUUCUAGUCAACCUGGGCCGUGUAAAAAUGGUGCAAACUGCGUCAGUGAGCAUAGUCACGAGUAUGAAUGCAAAUGCCUAGUUGGAUUUUUCGGGAAAAUCUGUGAAAAGGUGGACCCUUGUGCAUCUGGACCGUGUUUCAACGACGGCCGUUGCAUGAACGUGUCAGAAACCGCUUACAUGUGUUCCUGUCCCCCUGGAUUCACUGGUCCUCUUUGCCAAUGGGAAACGGACGAAUGUGCGAGUAGCCCGUGUCAAAACGGCGGCUCCUGCAUUGACCACAGGAACGCAUUCGAAUGCCGCUGUUCCCCGGGUUUCACUGGGAUCCGUUGCGAAAUUGACAUCGACGAAUGCGGAUCGAGUCCAUGUCAGAACGGCGCCACUUGCGUCCAGGGCGUCAACAAAUACGAGUGUCGGUGUCCGCACGGAUACGGAGGCCACUUUUGCGAAAUGCGAGACCGGUGCGACUCGGACGUGUCGGACACAACGUGGGGCUCCCUGAGCUGGCCGAGUACGCCACAGGGCGAGGCUCUGUUCCUGCCGUGUCCCUUCGGGCCAGCCGACGACGACGGCGGGGACGUCGGCGGCGGCGGCGGCAGUGACAACGACGUCGUGCGACGCUGGGGACGCCGGGUCGCGGCGCCAGCUGUCCUGGCACAGGCCCGCCGCACUUGUUUCCUGACGCCGCUGGGUUCCCACUGGGGACCCGUGGUUGGCAGCGAUUGUCGAACCAAGGCUUCGGUGGAAGUGGAACAAGAGGCGCAGGACCUGGUGGAAAAAACACAGCCGAGCCCCGGCAAGGUCCUGACUGCUCGGUUUCUGGAGGAGACUGCUGAGAAGAUUCGAGGCGUGCUGAGCUUCGCGCUGGAAGAUGACAAGGCAAUACAGGUGGCGCAGAAUAUGUUCGCCGCCAUCAGCAACCUAGUGGCGUCCGGCACCUCUGGGAAUUGGACGCAAGCUGUGCUUUCAGUCGUGGACGCCUACGCGUCCAAUGUGUCGCUUGGCGACGGUGGCAUGGUUGCCGUCAGAACGGAAAACGUCAUCGUCGAGGCUCGUCGAAUGCCGUCCCUCGUAAUGCCAGAUUUCAACCAGUCCGUGCAGUUCGUCGUGGAAAGACCGGCUGCCGAGGGCUCAGCCAGGCAAAGAGAGGCGAGUUUCAUAGUGGCAUCGAUAGAAGUGCCUCCAGAGGCGUUGAAACAAGCUCAGGCUGAAUCCAGCGAUCGUCUGAGAAUCCAAUUCGUGGGUUUCGCAAACGGCCUGCUUUUCGGAUCCGCUGCGAAAAACGAAACCGACGCAGAAGCCCGGAAUGCGAGGGUCAUUUCCGCAACGAUCCGAGGACACCCUGUUCAAAAUCUCACCGCACCCGUGAAAAUCAUCAUUCCUACUCCGUAUCCCCGAAGAAGUUCCGCAACGUAUCGCUGCGUGUUUUGGGAUGAGAAAGAUAUGAAGUGGUCAACGGAGGGCGUGAACACGUCAUUCGCGACGGUUGCCAAGGUUGGAUGCGAGUCGACGCACUUGACAUCAUUUUCUCUGUUGUUGGACUUGACUCCGGAGACCGAGUCAUCCUUGAGCCCGGGGCACCAGAUGGCGCUGACUGUCAUUGGUUUCAUCGGCUCCACGUUAUCGCUCAUCAGCUUAAUUAUCACCAUCGUCACGUAUUCCAUCUUCAGGACAUUGCGUCAGGAUUUGGCAGGGAAGAUUCUGCUGAAUCUGUGUGUGUCAUUGCUGGUGAUGAACUUGUCAUUCGUCGUGAGCUCCAUGAGUCAGCACUUCGACAAUGCAUCAGUGUGUUGGAUGACUGCCGUGCUCUUGCAUUACUUCGUCCUGUCGUCUUUGCUGUGGAUGUUUGUGGAGGCUUUGCACAUGCAUCAGCUGCUCAUCACGGUCUUCACUUCCUCAGAAACCCACAUUCUUCUCAAGAGGAUGCUCCUGGCUUGGGGAAUCCCUUUCUUGAUCGUAGGAAUAACUGCUUGUGCUGGGUCAUCGUUCUACAUCAGCGAUCGACAGGACUUCUGCUCAAUUUCUGCGAGGAAUCCUUACGUUUACUAUGUCACCUACGUGGUGCCUGCUUGCUUGAUUGUGUUGAUGAACAUGGCUGUGUUUUGCAUGGUGUGCAGAGUUAUCUGCUCCAGAAGAAUGGUGACUGGGAAAGUGGGCGGUUUGCCCAGCUCUGUUUCCAUGGCCCAGGUUCGAGGAGUUUUGGCAGUGAUGGCAUUGCUGGGUGUGACCUGGAUCUUCGGUGCGAUGAGCUUCGGGCCGGGAAAGCUGGUCUUCCACUACGCGUUCUCCCUGACGAACGCCUUCCAAGGCUUCGUCAUCUUCGUCAUUCGGUGUCUCCAGUACCCCGAGGCGAGACAGUGCUGGCUGCAUUUGUUGGCAACCGGGAAAAUCAAGACUUACAGAGGACCUUCCAAUGCGAAAGGAAGAGCCACUCGGAGUAAUGCGACCCACACAACGACGUCAGUGGUGGACGGUGGAGACUUUCCUUCCGAGUCGUACACUGAUGGUGUGAGGAAGAUCCGAGAUAGAGUCAUGAAUGCGUUUAGAGCCCCAAAACGGGGAAAUGCUGAAGAUGCGGACGAUCCGCCUCAAAAACCAACAAGAACGCACAUUGAUGCCACGAAGAAUUCUUGGAAUGCGAGUCCAACGAUUCAAACCAAUGUUUCAACCAUCGCGAAGCAAGUGGAGAGCAUUUAUGAAACUAUCAAUUCUUGCCCGGAAAGCAAGCCUGAGGACCAUGAUGAAUCCACCAUGGAAACCCGACCAAAAAGAACCUUGCUCUCAGCACGCCCGUCAUUUUCAACCAGCAAACUGAAGGACUACAAGGAAGGAUCCAUCACCUCUUGGCAAUUCCUCAAACCCUCUGCCCAGAAAGAACCCAUCUCCAUCUCGACCCACUACAGAACGGAAGUGGCCCGAGGCAGGACAAAACCGGACAGAAGAUUCCACACGUGUUCGGGUGUCCCAAAAGCCGUCAAACAACAAGCAAGUGAGAGGAAUAACUUGACAGUGAGGUUGGAUGAAACCAAAAAAUCCCGAGGGGUUUUGCUGCUUCAUGGCCAGUUGGUUUGGUCGACGGCCAAGCAAAACGAAAGUGCGCUGGAAGACAAAAUUUCCGAUGCGAGGGCGAAUUCCGCGAAAACCCACGCAACAAUAAUGCGGGUUACCGGGAUGCGGUCGGCGGGUGAAUAUAAAACCCGCGGAUCCCGGACGUCUCGGGCAACACUUUCAAUCAUGACUUCGGGCCGAGCAUUCCUGUGGUUCGCGCUUGUGCUUUUGGGCGCCACUGCCGCCCCAGCCGCCGCCUCCGUGUUCGACGAGCUCCGCGCGGAUCUUGCUCGCAGUGUUGACGUGGACGGCGUCUCUGCAACCUCAGUCAAAUCUAAAUUGGCGGACUUCCGAGAAGCCUACCGAAAAUACCUCGCAUCCCUCUCAGGAGCACCAACAACGAUAGAGUACCGGAAAGUGCUGAUCAUGGUACCGAACGAUGUUGUUACACGCCCACUCAGGCGACAUCUAGACGGAGAAAUUGCAGGCAUAUCUUUCCCAAUCAAGAAGUAUGCCACUGAGGAGCGCGAGUGGUCUGUCUACUCUGCUGCACUCACCAUCAAGGGCGACGCGGAACUUCCUCGUCGCUUACGAUUCUAUCUACCCGGACCCAGGUUCACACUCGUGGGCAAAACCUGGCUUCAUCACGGACGCGCGACAGUCGACAUGACACCCAUUGUUUCCGAAUGGUUCAAUCACCGGUCCUCCAUGCACGUCCUCGUGCAGUGCGCUGCGUGCCUUCCCGGAGAAUUGGUCGCCAAUUCGACCUACGUCGAAGUCGUGUUAAAAAAGCAAGGAAUCAAGACCGUGGCCCCGGCGAGAGCGAAACGGUCGUUGGCGGAGAAGCGGCGACGAGAGGCGCCGUCUUUGCCGCCUUGCGAGUCCGGAGAGCAUACGGAUCAGUGUUGCCGACGGAACAUGACGGUGGAUCUUCGCUGGAUGCCUGGUUUCCACUUCCUUCCGAACCCGUUGCUAUUCAACGCAUACGUUUGCGCUGGCGAAUGCGCUCCGAAAAAUUCGCACCCAAUCCGACAUGCGCUUCACAAGGAAUUACAGUACGAGAAUGCAGAAGAUCCUGAAGAAUCCACUUCUUGUUGUUCUCCGACCAAGUUCGAACCACUUCGAGUUUUCUACCACGACAUCGAAGGUCGUCAGCACACGAAAACUUGGGAUAACGUUGUGGUCGCAGAAUGCGGUGGUUCCUGAAUAGAGAGAUCAAUUUCACUGAAAUUUCUGCGCUGAAAUUGCCGGCGAUGAAACUUUGCUGAAUCGCCUGAGUUUGUUUUUUGUGGCUAUGGCCAAGUGCCAUGGAACUGCUGAAAUAAUCAGCGGAAAUUCUGCCAUCGCAAGGCGAUUUUAUCCUCCGGAGAACUGGCUUGUGGAGCUGGUUCCAAUUGCUUCGGGUGACGAACGAAAAUUAGAUAAUAUUUCGUCGUUGGUUAAUUUUUUCUAGAGGAAAUUGAAGGAGUUUUUUCUGGUCAGUAUUGUUGUCUCGUCCAUUCUGCGUGUGACAGAAUGUAUGAAUUCCAGAAAAGCGUUCGGAGUGGAUCAUUUUCAAGAAAUCUUCGUUCGCUUGAACAAGCUACAUGUUCAAUUUUUGAGCAAGUUUUAGAAGCAUUUAUUGGGCAUAUCGAGAACUCACGGUCGUCAUUGCAAUAGUGGUCUAAAUUAUUGUGGUCUGUUUUGUUGAAUACUGUAAUAAGGCUUCAAGUGGCAUUCGAUGUUGCGUUGUUGGCUUUCACUUGACCAAUCAGUUAUGUUUUCUCGGGAAUGUUGAUGUGCAAAUACAAAUGCAGCGAAAGAACGGCAGAAAAA